Molecule: messenger RNA, 2796 nt
Organism: Bombina bombina (fire-bellied toad)
Lineage: Eukaryota; Metazoa; Chordata; Amphibia; Anura; Bombinatoridae
Gene: SNX30
Product: sorting nexin family member 30
Exons: 9
Coding region: 633-2033 (466 amino acids)
Molecular function (GO): phosphatidylinositol binding
Source: RefSeq, a predicted model, not a curated record
AUGGGAGGGGGUUAAAUUGGAAUGGAGGAAAAAAGAGAUAGAAAGAGAAAAAGGAGGAGUCUGAGGAAAGCUGGAACUGUUACAGCUCUUCUUGCUCCACUGGUUUCAUGUAAACUCGAUUUUGUUUAAAAUUAUUUGUUUUUGUGCGUGAAGGACCUAAAGGAAGGGCAGAAAGACUCUGAGUGGAGUUGCUGACAGACGCUUUGCUGAACCUCAUUUUCUCCAUUGCUUCUGGAGCAACAAGCCUCGACCCAGGGGAGGGUUGGAUAGAUUUUUGCUAGUAAAGAAGACAACGAGCACUUCCAAUUGUUAGAGAGUGGGGAAAAAAACCUGUAUGUUGUAGGCAACACGGAUGAUGUAAUGUGACUGAGGCAGAUGUAAUGUGACUGAGGCGGUUACUGCUGAUGGUUUUCUGCCUGUUUGCGUUGCAGUUCAAGCAUCACAUAAUCUUGAUUUUGUAAAUGACUUUCCUGAAUUAAUCCUUAUAUUACACCUCCAGCCCCACCGGACACCCACUCCCAUGCUGUUUGUGUGCAGCUCCCUGGUGAUGUGGCCAUGACUUUGGGUUAUUGACAUAAGCUUUAAUUUUGCAUUUUUUUUAUUUUUUUUUAUGAUUCUCUAAUCUGCUAAAUAUGUCAGGCUCAAGUACACCUAAAUCUUUGACCUCUUCUGGGCAGAAGUCCCUGCACGACAUAAAACACCCUCUCAGCUGCUCCCCCGGGGCUGAAGAUGAGGCAGAAUGUGGUGAAGGGGCAAUUAUUAGUGGUACGCCAAGCCCGGACCUACCCCACACCGAACCCAGCAGUAUAGCAGACAAGGACUUGAGCUUGCCAAAUGGUACUCCUGUUGAUACCUCCAGCCCUGCUUCAUCGUCGUCCCUUCUUAAUAGACUACAACUGGAUGAUGACCUUGAUGGUGAAACAAGGGACCUUUUUGUUACUGUUGAUGACCCAAAGAAACACGUGUGCACUAUGGAGACCUAUAUUACCUAUCGGGUGACGACCAAGACGAGUAGAACUGAAUUUGAUUUGCCUGAAUACUCUGUACGCCGAAGGUAUCAGGAUUUUGAUUGGCUGAGGAACAAACUUGAAGAAACACAAUACACCCACUUCAUUCCCCCUCUCCCAGAGAAAUUUGUGGUUAAGGGAGUAGUUGACCGUUUUUCUGAAGAGUUUGUUGAAACCAGAAGAAGGGCCUUAGACAAGUUUCUGAAGAGAAUUGCUGACCACCCAGUCCUGUCUUUCAACGAACAUUUCAAUGUUUUUCUCACGUCUAAGGAUUUAAAUAGUCACAAAAAGCAGGGAAUUACUCUUCUUUCCAAAAUGGGGGAGUCUGUGAGAUAUGUUACAAGUGGUUACAAGCUAAGGAAUCGUCCUGGUGAAUUUUCAGGGAUUGCAGAUUAUUUGGACACAUUUUCCCUAAAACUUGGAACUAUUGACAGAAUAGCACAACGCAUUAUCAAAGAGCAAGUUGAAUACCUAGUCGAACUUCGUGAAUAUGGUCCUGUCUACUCCACUUGGAGCGGAUUGGAAGGGGAGUUAAGAGAACCCCUAGAGGGAGUGUCAGCCUGCAUUGGGAAUUGCAGCACUGCAUUGGAAGAGCAAACAGAAGAUAUGACAGAGGACUUUCUGCCGGUGCUUAGAGAGUACAUCCUCUACUCUGAAUCCAUGAAGAAUGUCAUAGAACAAAAUCAGUAUAGGAAUUCUAAUGAGAUUUGCGUAUCACAGGGUGUGCUGAAGAGGAGAGACCAGGUGCAAGCAGACUAUGAAGCUAAACUAGAUGCUGCAGCUUUGAAAAGAGAAGAGCGAACUGGGACUCAGGUACCAACAGAUGCGGAGAAGUACCAGGAUAAGGUGGAGUGCUUCAAUGCGGAUCUGAAAGCAGACAUGGAGAGGUGGCAGAAUAACAAGAGACAAGAUUUCCGCCAGCUGCUUAUGGGAAUGGCAGACAAAAACAUUCAGUACUAUGAGAAGUGCCUUACAGCGUGGGAGUCAAUUAUACCAUUACUGCAAGACAAACAAGAGCCUAAGUGAACUGUCCUGUUUGCGUCAUCGAUUGAGUCCUCAAUUCACCAUGCUGUGUGAUUUAAAAUAUUGAAGAAUGUUCCCAGCAUAAAUGUUGUAAUGCAAUGCAUUAAACUAUACCAAAAGCAUCCAGUUCAAUCUCCACAUCAUUUUUUCUACUAUUUUUUUUUUUUAAUUCAUUACUCUACUUCAAAAUUCCACCAAGAACAGAAAAGUGCACACUACCGGAUAGACAACACGCAAUUUAUGUAACUGAAGGAGUUCUACCUUGGCUUUUAAAAUGCUAAACGGAAAAGACAAAGAAGACCUGUUGACUGCAGUCUCACGGCGCAGCUUUCCACAGGAAGCAUUUUCAAGAGUUUCUAUACAGUUUACCUCCCCUUUUUUUCUUAGUAAAUUACAGGCGUUCAAAGUUUGACGCACUGAGUAUAUAUUACAAGGGGCUAUUUCUAAAGAUUUUGUGUGCAGUCAAUGUUUUCCUCAUUUUUAUAGAGGAUUAUGAUGUUCGCAUGAACUGUAUUGGUAAAUGUGGCAUGAAGUAAUCUUUCCCAAAUGUUUUUUUCUCCCCUCCCUGAGAGUUUAGAGUUGCUAAAAUACAGUGUAUUGUAUCUCUGCACAUGGAGCCAGGUUUGAGAGCAUAACUUAAGUUUACACUGGGGCCUUAUAUGAAGCGCAUCAAAGGGAACAUUUGAGAACCAUUUGUUAUUGUUUUUGAAAAUCAGUGCAAAAAAUGUUUAAUUUUUUUUUAUUAAACAUAUCUAAAGCUUUAAAA